Staurois parvus is the source of this 308-nucleotide messenger RNA. NCBI's taxonomy places the organism in Eukaryota, Metazoa, Chordata, Amphibia, Anura, Ranidae. The record is from the annotation of a GenBank genome assembly.
UGUUUGAUCCUGACUUUUGUGAUCCUCCCCUUCUUUCAGUGUCCCCCUCUUAUCUCCUGAUAAAAUAUAUCAUGUGGACAUUAUCUGCACAUGCUCAGUUUGGUGUGUAUUGCUCGAAAGAGUGUAUGUUAUCAGCAUAGGGCCAAUCAUCACUUUCCAGACAGAGGUCAGGGGUUCUGCAUCCUCCUACAGCAGACAGAAAACUCCUCCUAUGAGCUUUAAUAUGUGCUGAACUGGACACUGAUAGAAGUCACAAGACAGCUCUAACUGCUGAUGAGAAAAGGUAUUUAGCACUUUAUAUCUACUAA